Messenger RNA from Dipodomys spectabilis (banner-tailed kangaroo rat), 12987 nucleotides. RefSeq names its product PKHD1 like 1 (gene Pkhd1l1). NCBI's taxonomy places the organism in Eukaryota, Metazoa, Chordata, Mammalia, Rodentia, Heteromyidae. The record is from RefSeq and is a predicted model, not a curated record.
AACCCAAUGCUGGCGGCGGGGAGAGGUGCAGGCUGCAGCAACUGGCUCUGCGAUGGGGCGCCUGUGGCUCCUGGAAACUUGGGGCCUCUGCGGGCUGCUUCUGUGCGCAGCGGAUCUUCGCACAGAGAGUUCUAAAACAAUCCCCAGAGUUACAGAAGUAAUGCCUAAAUAUGGAAGUAUAAAUGGAGCAACAAGGUUAACUAUCAAAGGAGAAGGUUUUUCUCAAGCAAACCAGUUUAGCUAUGGAGUUGAUAACACUGAGUUGGGAAACAGUGUGCAAUUAGUUUCUUCUUUCCAGUCAAUUACUUGUGAUGUAGAAAAAGAUUCAAGCCAUUCAACUCAAAUUACAUGCUAUACUAGAGCAAUGCCAGAAGAUUCCUACAUUGUGAGAGUCAGUGUGGACGGGGUUCCUAUCGCAGAGAAUCGCACCUGCCGUGGUCACAGUGGCAGCUGGGCAUGCAGCUUCAAUACAAAAAGUUUCAGAACCCCAACAAUAAGGAACAUCACACCUUUAUCUGGAACUCCAGGUACAUUAAUAACAAUCCAAGGAAGAAUCUUUACUGAUGUCUAUGGGAGCAAUACUGCUGUAAGCUCAAAUGGGAGAAAUGUCAGGAUUUUGAGAGUUUAUAUUGGAGGAAUGCCCUGUGAGCUUCUUAUACCACAAUCUGAUGAUUUGUAUGGACUCAAGCUAGAUCAUCCAAGUGGAGACAUGGGUUCUAUGAUUUGUAAAAUAACAGGAACUUACAUUGGUCAUCACAAUGUCAGCUUCAUCUUAGAUAGUGAUUAUGGAAGGAGUUUCCCAGAGAAAAUGACAUAUUUUGUUUCAUCCCUCAAUAAAAUUUCCAUGUUUCAAACAUAUGCAGAAAUCACUUCAAUUUCACCCUCCAAAGGAAGCAUUCAAGGUGGCGCUGUGCUAACUAUAAAUGGACAGUUCUUUGAUCAGACGGAUCUGCCAGUGAAAGUUCUAGUUGGAGGUCAGUCCUGUGAUGUUCUCAAUGUUACAGAAAAUAGAAUAUAUUGCAAGACACCUCCCCUACCUCCAGUUCUCAAAAGUCUGUAUCCAGGAGGGAGAGGUCUAAAGCUUGAGGUGUGGAAUAACAGUCGGCCAGUGCAUCUUGAAGAAAUAUUUGAAUACAAUGAAGGCACUUUGGGAUACAUGGGAGCCACUUGGGUAGACUCUGCUUCCUAUGUUUGGCCUCUGGAGCAAGACACAUUUGUUGCACGUUUCAGUGGAUUUUUGGUGCCCCCAGAUUCUGACGUUUAUAGAUUCUACAUCAAAGGUGAUGACCGUUAUGCUAUUUAUUUCAGCCAGACUGGACUUCCAGAAGAUAAGGUAAGGAUUGCCUAUCAUUCUGCCAAUUCCAACAGUUAUUUUUCCAGUCCAUCCCAAAGAUCAGAUGAUAUUCAUCUUCACAAAGGAAAAGAGUAUUACAUUGAAAUCUUGCUUCAAGAACAUAGAUUGAGUGCUUUUGUUGAUGUUGGGCUAUACCAGUAUAAAACUGUCUAUUCUGAACAGCAAACAGGAGAUGCAGUAAACGAAGAACAAGUUAUCAAAUCCCAAUCAACAAUUAUCCAAGAAGUACAGGUCAUAACAUUGGAAAACUGGGAAACAACUAAUGGCACUCAUGAAGUUCAGAAGAUCACAGUAACCAGCCCUUGUGUGGAAGCUAAUUCAUGUUCACUUUACCAAUACAGACUAAUCUAUGGCAAAGAAAAAACUGUCUUGCUAGCUGCUGAUGCUUCUGACUUUAUAUUGCAAUCAGCUUUAAAUGACCUUUGGUCUAUAAAACCAGAUACAGUUCAAGUAAAAAGAACACAGAAUCUCCAGAGUUACAACUACAUAAUAACCUUCCUAUCAACUAGAGGAGACUUUGAUCUGCUUGGUUAUGAGUUGUUUGCUGAGAAUAAUGUCACUCUGGAUAUUAUAGAGCAAACCAAAGGCAAACCCAGUUUGGAGACAUUCACAUUAAAUUGGGAUGGGGUUGCUUCUAUGCCCCUUAACCCAAGAUCAUCCGAACUUGAAUUUCAGGUAGCAGUGGAAGAAAUGGUCAGCACUAAGUGUCCACCACAAAUUGCACAUUUGGAAGAAGGAUUUGUUGUAAAAUACUUCAGAGAUUAUGAAACUGAUUUUGAUUUGGAAUAUAUUAAUAGAGGGCAAAAGACAGCUGAAACUGAUGCUUAUUGUGGUCGUUACUCCCUGAAAAACCCAGCUGUUCUUUUUGACUCAGCAGAUGCUAAGCCAAAUAAGCUACCAUAUGGAGACAUUUUAUUAUUUCCUUAUAAUCAGUUAUGUUUAGCAUACAAAGGAUUCCUGGCAAACUAUAUUGGUCUAAAAUUCCACUACCAAGACAAUGGCAAGAUUACUAGAAGCACUGACAUGCAAUUUACAUAUAAUUUUGCCUAUGGAAACAACUGGACCUAUACUUGUAUAGACCUUCUGGAUCUCAUACAAGCCAAGCAUUCUGGAACAAGUUUUUCUCUUCAAAGGAUCAGUUUACAGAAAGCCUCUGAGUCACAGUCCUUCUAUGUUGAUGUAGUAUACAUUGGACAGACACCUACACUCUCAACAUUCAAUGAGAUGCCAAAGAGAAGACUUGCAGCAUUAGCAAAUAAAGGAAUAUUUUUAGAGCAUUUUCAGGUGAAUCAGACCAGAAUAAAUGGAUCAACUACGACAGUUCAAUAUUUUGUCACCAUGACUUCAUAUAAUUGCAGUUAUAAUAUACCUAUGAUGGCAGUGAACUUUGGGCAGAAAAUCACAAAUGAGAUUGAGGCCGAGUCUGUCUACAGAGGAAUUAACUGGCCAGGAGAAUCAAAGAUUCGUAUUCAACGGAUCCAAGAGGCUUCUCCACCUAUAAGUGGCAGUUUUGACAUUCAAGCUUAUGGACAUACCCUCAAAGGCAUCCCUGCUGCAGUGUCAGCUGCAGAUUUGCAGUUUGCUCUCCAGAGCCUGAAAGAAGUGGGGAGAGUCUCUGUUACCCGAGAGGGAACCUGCGCUGGGUACACUUGGAAUAUCAAAUGGAGAAGCACAUGCGGAAAGCAGAAUCUCCUACAGAUUAAUGAUUCCAACAUUACUGGAGUAAAAGCAAAUAUCACAGUUGCAAAGAUAAAGGAAGGUGGCUUAUUGAGACAACACAUACUUGGGGAUCUUCUUCAUGUACCCAGUCAACAACCUCAGGUUGAAGUCUAUGUCAAUGGAAUUCCAGCCAAAUGUUCGGGUGACUGUGGGUUUACAUGGGAUCCCAUGACUACUCCCUUAGUUUUGGCUACAAGACCUUCCCAAGGCUCCUUUGAAGAAAGCACCAUUUUGACCAUCUUAGGCUCUGGGUUUUCUCCUAGCUCAGCUGUAUCAGUCUCUGUUGGACCCACGUGUUGCUCUAUUCUUUCUGUGAAUGAAAAUGAGAUCACAUGCCAGAUUCGGAAUGGAAGUGCUGGACGUGUACCAGUGAUUGUGUCCAUAGCUGAUGCAGGUCUGGCACAACAUGCAGAAGGUGAAGGAUUCUACUUCAUCUAUCAAAGCCAGAUCUCACACAUUUGGCCUGAUUCAGGAAGUCUGGCAGGUGGCACUCUACUGACUAUAUCUGGAUUUGGCUUUAGUGAAAGUUCAGAGGUGUUAGUUGGAAAUGAAACCUGCAAAGUGAUUGAAGGGGAUACGAAUAGGAUAACCUGCAGAACACCGAAGAGAACUGAGGGUACAGUUGAUAUUUCAGUUACUACCAAUGGAAUUCAAGCUACAGCAAAGGAUGUUUUUAGUUACAGUUGCUUACAGACUCCAGUUAUAACUGAUUUUAAUCCAAAAGUACGAACAAUUUUAGGAGACGUCAACUUAACAAUUAAGGGUUAUAACUUUGGCAAUGAACUUGCACAAAACAUGGUGGUACAUGUUGGAGGAAAAACCUGCCAGAUUCUUAGCUGGAAUGUCACAGGUAUUCAAUGCCGUUUGCCCUUGUUGCCUCCUGGAAAACAUGACAUUUAUGUUGAAGUCAGAACCUGGGGUUUUGCAUCAACAAGAGACAAGUCAAAUGCUUCAAUUCAGUAUAUUUUGGAAGUGACUCACAUGUUUCCACAGAGAGGUUCCUUGUAUGGUGGGACAGAAAUUACUGUAAAGGGUUUUGGGUUCAGCACAAUACCAACUGAGAAUACUGUCCUUUUAGGUACUUUCCCUUGUAAUGUUACAUCAUCAUCAGAAAGUAUCAUAAGGUGUACUCUCCAUUCAACAGGGAACGUAUUCAGAAUUACCAACAAUGGGGAUAAUUUAGAACAUGGAUUCGGUUAUGCCUGGUCACCAUCAGUCUUAAAUGUGUCUGUGGGAGACACGGUGAUUUGGUAUUGGCAAGCACAUCCAUUUCUCAAGGGAAUAGGAUACAGAGUUUUCUCAGUCUCUAGUCCUGGAAGUGUAAUUUAUGAUGGCAAAGGAUUUACUAAUGGAAGGCAAAAAUCUCAAUCAGGUUCAUUUUCUUACCGGUUUACUUCUCCUGGAACCCAUUAUUAUAGCAGUGGGUAUAUUGAGGAGUCACACUCUAUUUCUCUCCAAGGAGUCAUUAACGUUUUACCAGCUGAAACCAGGCACCUUCCCCUGCAGCUAUUUGUGGGUGGCAUGGAAGCCACAUAUGCUCAAGGAGAACCUGAGAACUUGCACUUGGGAAGCUCUGUGGCAGGCUGCUUAGCAACAGAUCCUCUGUGUGGCCUGAAUAAUACCAUGGCUGAAAAUUCCAGUAGAUUGCUCUUUGAGCUUUCAAGUUGUAUGUCACCAUGUAUAAGUAACAUUACUCCUUCCUCAGGAACAGCAAAUGAACUGAUAACCAUUAUUGGACAUGGCUUCAGUAAUCUCACAUGUGCUAAUAAGGUUACAAUUGGUAGCUACCCCUGUAUUGUAAAAGAAAGUAAUAACACUUCUAUUAUUUGCCAUAUUGACCCUCAAAAUUCCAUGGAUGUUGGCAUCAGAGAACUUGUCACUUUGAUUGUCUACAAUCUGGGCACUGCUAUCAACACACUGUUCAAUGAAUUUGAUAGGCGAUUUGUGCUUUUGCCAAAUAUUGACACGGUGUUGCCAAAUGAAGGAUCAACUACAGGAAUGACAAGAGUAACUAUAUACGGCUCUGGAUUCACAGGUUCUUCCGAAGGUGUAGAAGUCUUUAUGGGGCGUUUUCCAUGUAAAGUUCUAACUGUGAACUAUACAGCCAUUGAAUGUGUCACCCCGGCUUCUGAACAAAGUGUGCAUGUAGAUGUUCUAAUACAUGGAGAGCCUGCUCGAUGUCAGGGGACCUGCAGUUUCUCAUAUUUAGAAAGCCUCACUCCUUAUAUAACAGGAGUCUUCCCAGACUCGAUCGUAGGUUCUGCAAAAGUCCUUGUUGAAGGAAAAGGUUUUGGGACAGUUUUGGAGGAGAUUUCUGUUUUCAUAGGAAAUCAACAGUUCAGAGUAGUUGAUGUUACUGAGAAGAACCUCACUGUUCUUCUGACGGCUCUCCCAGCUGGACUUCAUUCUCUCAGCGUGGUGGUGAGAAGUAAAGGUCUGGCUCUAGGCACCGGGACCAUCAGCAGCCCUGCGGUGGCAUCUGUUUCACCAGCUUCUGGCAGCAUGGGUGGUGGAACUGCUCUGCUGAUCACAGGGAACGGCUUCUAUCCUGGCAACACUACAGUCACGGUUGGUGAAGACCCUUGUCAAAUUCUAUUUGUCAAUUCCAGUCAGAUCUACUGCAAGACACCAGCUGGGGAAGCUGGAGUGGCCAAUCUGAAGAUCUGGGUUAAUACAGUCAUCUACCCACCUUUGCCAUUCGCAUACACCUCAGAGGAUACUCCAUUGCUCAGAGGAAUCAUCCCAAAUAGAGGUCCCCCAGGAACUGAAAUUGAGAUCACUGGAUCCAACUUUGGUACUGAUAUCUCAGAAAUUUCAGUGAUGAUAAAUGACGUUCAGUGUAAUGUGACCAUGGUCAAUGACACUGUUCUACAGUGCCUUGUGGGAGCUCAUGAGGGAGGCGUUUUCCCUGUGAUGAUGCAUCAUAAGACAAGAGGGUCUGCCGUCUCCACUGUUGUAUUUGAGUAUCCUCUGCAGAUCCAAAACAUUCAUCCAAGACAAGGGAGCUUUGGUGGUGGCCAAACCAUGACUGUCAGAGGCACUGGGUUUAAUCCACAAAAUUCAAUUUUAUUGGUCUGUGGCUUGGAAUGUGUGAUUGACAGACUGAGAUCGAAUUCCACUGCACUAUUCUGUGAGAUUCCGCCUAAUAAAGGCCCAGGACCUGAGCAAGCCUGUGAAGUGAGAGUGGUCAAUGGGCAAGAUUCGUCGCCGUCCUCAACUCUGUUCAUAUACUCAAUGUCAGUGACUCCACUCAUCACUGAAGUGUUUCCCAGAAGAGGCAGCACAGCAGGAGGCACCAGACUGACAGUCAUGGGAUCAGGGUUCAGUGAAAACAUUCAGGUCACCAUUGCUGGAGCCAGGUGUGACAUUCAGUACUCCAACAAGACACACAUCAUCUGCUUGACAAGAGCCCAUACUCCUUCUGGAUGGGCCCCAGUACUUCUCCGUGACAGAAACAUGGGCAUGGCCAAACUGGAAAAUGUUGACUUCUUAUAUGUUGAUGUUUGGUCCUCCAACAACUCCUGGGGAGGGGUAUCUCCACCAGAGGAAGGGUCUCUUGCUGUUAUUACAAAAGGACAAAUCAUUUUACUAGACCAGAGUACCCCUAUUCUGAAAAUGUUGCUUAUUCAGGGAGGAACUCUAAUAUUUGAUGAAGCUGACAUUGAACUCCAAGCAGAAAAUAUUCUAAUUACAGAUGGAGGCAUUCUCCAGAUUGGAACAGAAGCAUCCCCAUUUCAGCACAAGGCCAUUAUUACCUUGCACGGGCAUCUGCGCUCUCCCGAGCUCCCGGUAUAUGGCGCCAAGACAUUGGCUGUACGAGAAGGAACCCUGGAUCUGCACGGUCUUCCUGUUCCUGUGGUGUGGACUCGCCUGGCUCAUACUGCAAAGGCAGGAGAACAGACCUUGAUUUUGCAGCAAGCAGUGACCUGGAAGGCAGGAGACAGCAUUGUAAUUGCAAGCACAGGUCACAGACAUAGUCAACGAGAGAAUGAAAAAAGGACCAUUGCCUCUGUUUCUGCUAAUGGAGUGAACAUCACACUAUCCAAGCCACUGAAUCACACACACUUAGGAAUCACCAUCACUCUCCCUGAUGGAACGCCAUUUGAAGCAAGGGCAGAAGUUGGAAUUCUUACAAGGAACAUCAUAAUAAGAGGAUCUAAUAAUGUAGAGUGGAAUAACAAAAUCCCAGCAUGUCCUGAGGGAUUUGAUACAGGUGAAUUUGCUACUCAGACAUGUCUCCAGGGUAAGUUUGGAGAAGAAAUAGGAAGUGACCAGUUUGGAGGCUGCAUUAUGUUUCAUGCUCCUUUGCCUAAUUCUGACAUGGUAACUGGAAGGAUAGAAUAUGUAGAGGUAUUCCAUGCUGGCCAGGCUUUCCGGUUGGGGAGAUAUCCUAUCCAUUGGCAUCUGCUCGGAGAUUUACAGUUUAAAUCCUAUGUCCGAGGCUGUGCGAUUCACCAGACCUAUAACAGAGCUGUUACUAUCCAUAACACACACCACCUUCUGGUUGAGAGGAAUAUUAUCUAUGAUAUCAAGGGAGGCGCAUUUUUUAUAGAAGAUGGUAUUGAACACGGAAAUAUUCUGCAAUAUAAUUUGGCAGUCUUUGUGCAGCAAAGCACCAGUCUUCUGAAUGAUGAUGUGACUCCAGCUGCAUUCUGGGUAACCAACCCAAAUAACACCAUACGCCACAAUGCAGCUGCUGGUGGCACUCACUUUGGCUUUUGGUACCGAAUGAACAACCAUCCUGAUGGACCAUCCUAUGACCGAAACAUCUGCCAAAAAAGAGUUCCUCUUGGAGAGUUCUUUAACAAUACUGUUCAUUCCCAAGGUUGGUUUGGACUAUGGAUCUUUGAAGAAUAUUUCCCCAUGCAGACAGGAUCCUGUACUUCCACAGUGCCGGUGCCUGCAAUCUUUCAUUCACUUACGACUUGGAAUUGUCAAAAAGGAGCCGAAUGGGUCAAUGGUGGUGCCCUUCAGUUCCAUAACUUUGUGAUGGUUAAUAACCACGAGGCUGGAAUUGAGACGAAGAGGAUUUUAGCUCCUUAUGUGGGAGGAUGGGGUGAAACCAAUGGAGCGAUGAUUAAAAAUGCCAAAAUUGUUGGUUAUCUUGAGGAACUGGGCCUAGGCUCUGACUUUUGCACCUCAAGAGGCCUUGUUCUCCCCUUUAGUGAAGGGUUGACGGUAUCUUCUGUGCACUUUAUGAACUUUGACCGUCCUACAUGUGUAGCUUUGGGAGUGACGUCUAUCACUGGAGUUUGCAAUGACAGAUGUGGAGGUUGGAGUACAAAAUUUGUUAACAUCCAGUAUUUUCACGCGCCAAAUAAGGCCGGCUUUAGAUGGGAGCACGAAGCACUACUGAUUGAUAUAGAUGGCUCACUCACAGGGCACAAAGGGUACACUGUCAUUCCACACAGCUCCUUGCUGGACCCUUCACAUUGCACACAAGAGGCCCAGUGGAGUGUUGGCUUCCCUGGGUCUGUGUGUGAUACCUCAGUCAGUUUCCAUCGCUUAGCAUUCAACAAGCCUUCUCCAGUAUCUCUACUUGAAAAGGAUGUGGUUCUCUCAGACUCUUUUGGCACUAGUGUGGUUCCCUUUCAGAAGAAACGACUGACUCAUAUGUCUGGAUGGAUGGCUCUGAUUCCAAAUGCAAAUCACAUUAACUGGUAUUUCAAAGGGGUGGAUCAUAUAACCAAUAUAUCAUACACAUCCACAUUCUAUGGAUUUAAGGAAGAAGACUAUGUAAUUAUAUCACACAACUUCACUCAAAAUCCUGAUAUGUUUAAUGUUAUUGAUAUGAGAAAUGGUUCUUCGAAUCCAUUGAAUUGGAAUACUAGCAAGAAUGGAGACUGGCAUCUUGAAACAAACACUAGCACACUGUAUUACUUGGUGUCAGGAAGAAGUGACCUUCAACAGAGUCAGCUCACUUCUGGGACUCUGGACCCUAAUGUGAAAGAUGUCAUUAUCAAUUUCCAAGCUUAUUGCUGUGUUCUUCAAGAUUGUUUUUCUGUACAUCCCUCCUCAAGAAAACCAGUUCCCAGGAAACGACCAACCACUUACAAUUUGUGGUCCAAUGAUUCCUUUUGGCAAUCAUCUCCAGAAAAUAAUUAUACUAUACCCCAUCCAGGAGCAAGUGUGAUUAUUCCUGAAGGAACCUGGAUUGUAGCUGACACAGAUUUGCCAUCAAUGGAAAGGCUCAUAGUUUGGGGUGUUCUAGAACUGGAAGAUAAAUCCAAAGUGGGCACAGCAGGGCCUUCUUACAGAAGAGUUGUUUUGAAUGCUACCUACAUAUCAGUGCAGGGAGGUAGAUUAAUCGGUGGCUGGGAAGAUAACCCUUUUAAAGGAGAAUUACAGAUUGUUCUUAGAGGAAAUCAUACUACUCCAGAAUGGGCUCUCCCAGAAGGACCAAAUCAAGGGGCAAAGGUCUUAGGGGUGUUUGGUGAGCUGGAUCUUCAUGGACUUCCUCGUUCAAUCUAUAAAACUAAACUGUCGGAAACUGCAGAGGCAGGUUCCAAGGUCCUAUCCCUGGUGGAUGCUGUGGAUUGGCAGGAGGGAGAAGAGAUUGUGAUAACCACCACAAGCUAUGAUCUCCACCAGACAGAAACUAGAAGUAUUGUUAAAAUCCUGCAUGGCCACAAAAUUCUCAUUCUCAAUGGUAGCCUUUCCUUCACUCACCUCGCUGAAAGAUACCAUGUCCCUGAAACAGAUCAGAGCUACACAUUAGCAGCUGAUGUUGGGAUACUGAGUAGGAACAUCAAAAUAAUUGGUGAAGAUUACCCAGGCUGGUCCAAGGACUCUUUUGGUGCACGUAUUUUGGUUGGCUCAUUCAUGGGGAAUAUGAUGACGUUUCAAGGAAAUGCAAGAAUAAGUAAUGUGGAAUUUUAUCAUAGUGGUCAGGAAGGCUUCCGAGACAGCACAGAUCCAAGAUAUGCUAUAACAUUUCUUAACCUAGGACAGGUCCAAGAACAUGGCUUGUCUUAUGUUCGAGGAUGCUCUUUUCACCAUGGCUUCUCCCCAGCAAUUGGCGUGUUUGGGACAGAUGGAUUGGAUAUAGAUGACAACAUCAUUCACUUUACAGUAGGGGAAGGCAUUAGAAUAUGGGGGAAUGCCAACAGAGUUCGAAGAAAUUUAGUUACACUUUCAGUUUGGCCAGGAACCUAUCAGAACAGAAAAGAUUUAAGUUCCAGUCUCUGGCAUGCAGCUAUUGAGAUAAAUAGAGGGACGAAUACAGUGCUACAAAAUAAUGUAGUUGCUGGAUUUGGAAGAGCAGGAUACCGCAUUGAUGGUGAACCAUGUUCAAGUCAAUCUAAUCCAAUGGAAGACUGGUUUGACAACGAAGCACAUGGGGGGUUAUAUGGUAUCUACAUGAACCAAGAUGGCCUUCCUGGAUGUUCUCUUAUACAGGGAUUUACCAUUUGGGCAUGCUGGGAUUAUGGAAUUUAUUUUCAGACCACAGAGAGUGUGCAUAUCUAUAAUGUAACCCUGGUGAACAACGGAAUGGCCAUUUUUUCUAUGAUCUACAUGCCAGCUGCUGUAUCUCACAAAAUUUCUAGUAAAAUAAUUAAGAUUAAGAACUCAUUAAUUGUUGGGAGUAGUCCUGAAUUUAAUUGCUCGGAUGUCCUAACUAAUGAUGAUCCCAAUAUUGAACUCACAGCUGCACAUCGGAGUUCUAGACAUCCAUCAGGUGGGAGAAGUGGAAUCUGUUGGCCUACCUUUGCUUCAGCUCAUAACCUGGCACCGCGGAAGCCUCACGCAGGGAUCAUGAGUUACAAUGCUAUCAGUGGUCUUUUGGAUGUCUCAGGCUCAACUUUUGUUGGAUUUAAGAAUGUUUGUUCAGGGGAAAGGAAUGUGAUAUUCAUUACUAAUCCUUUAAAUGAGGAUUUACAGCAUCCAGUCCAUGUGAAGAAGAUACAACUGGUUGAUUCCACUGAACAGUCCAAAAUAUUUAUACACAGGCCUGACAUUAGUAAAGUGAAUCCAUCUGAUUGUGUUGACAUGGUUUGUGAUGCCAAAAGGAAAUCUUUCCUUAGAGACAUGGAUGGCUCCUUUCUGGGGAAUUCUGGUUCAGUUAUACCUCAAGCAGAGUAUGAAUGGAAUGGAAACAAACAAUUAGGAAUUGGUGACUACAGAAUUCCAAAGGUGAUGCUCACAUUCUUGAAUGGAAGCAGAAUUCCAGUCACUGAGAAAGCCCCAUAUAAAGGAAUUAUUAGAGAUUCAACCUGUAAAUACAUUCCAGAGUGGCAGAGCUACCAGUGCUUUGGGCUGGAAUAUGCCAUGAUGGUUAUUGAAAGCCUGGACUCUGACACAGAAACACGAAGACUUUCACCAGUGGCAAUAGUGAGCAAUGGCUAUGUUGAUCUUAUUAAUGGACCACAGGAUCAUGGCUGGUGUGCUGGAUACACCUGCCAGAGAAGACUGUCCCUGUUUCAUAGCAUUGUGGCUCUAAACCAGUCUUACGAAAUUUACUUCACCGGUACCAGUCCUCAGAAUCUUCGGUUGAUGUUACUUAAUGUUGACCAAAAUAAGGCUGUUCUAGUGGGAAUUUUCUUUUCAACACUUCAGAGACUGGAUGUGUAUGUGAACAAUUCAUUGGUUUGUCCCAAACAUACAGUAUGGGAUACCCAAAAGAAACACUGUAAACUUAAUAGACAUCUGCGCACAGGGCAAUUUCUUCCUAACCUGGAUUCCACUGUUGGUGAAAACUACUUUGAUAAGACCUACCAGAUGCUUUACCUUUUGGUUAAAGGAACUAUACCCAUUGAGAUUCAUACUGCUACAGUCAUAUUUGUUUCUUUCCAAUUACCUGGUGUAACAGAAGAUGACUUUUACAUCUCACAGAAUCUAGUUCGAAAUCUUGCUUUGUUCCUAAAAAUACCAAGUGACAAAAUCCGUGUCACCAGAAUAAUAGGAGGAGAGAGUCUAAGAAGGAAGAGAUCCGUGAGACAUACAAUAGAAGUAGAGAUUGGAGAAGCUCCCACUCAGCUCCUACCCAAUGACACCACAGGUCAGAUGCAAUUAUCUGAACUCCAGGAAACUGCUGCUUCUCUUGGACAAGCUGUAAUUUUAGGAAAAAUCAGUAGUAUUCUUGGAUUUAAUGUUUCUUCCAUGUCUAUUACCACUCCUAUCCCUCGCCCAAGUGAUUCUGGCUGGACUAAGGUGACUGCCCAGCCAGUCGAGAGGUCUGCAUUUCCUGUCCACCAUGUGGCCUUUGUGUCCUCCCUCUUCGUGAUCACCCAGCCAGUGGCAGCACACCCAGGACAGCCAUUUUCUCAGCAGCCUUCAGUAAAAGCAACAGAUUCCAAUGGUAAUUGUAUAUCCGUUGGGAUUACUUCACUUACUUUGAAGGCUAUACUAAAAGAUGCCAAUAAUAACCAAGUCAGCGGCCUUAAUGGAAAUACAACAAUUCCAUUUAGCAGCUGUUGGGCCAACUAUACAGAUCUUACUCCUCUUAGAAUAGGAAAAAAUUAUAAAAUUGAAUUUCUCCUGGAUAACAAUAUUCGAGUAGAAUCCAGAGCUUUCAGUCUAACAGCACAGUCCAUCUCUGGUGGUGGUGGUGGCGGCAGCAGCAGCAGCAGCAGCAGCAGCAGUGGCAGCAGCAGCAGCCACAACGAAGCAUCAACUGUGCGUCCAUCUGCCCACAUACUGACCAUAGUUAUGAGUUGUCUGAUGGGAAGAGUUUUGCUCUUGGAAAUAUUUAUGGCCACGGUUUUUAUUCUGAACAUGAUUGCAGGAGACAACUAAAGUGUUCUUCCAAAGAACCAGCGGAAGGAAGAUUGCUUAUUUGUGAACUACUUUGUUGUGCAGCAAGAAACCUUCUAUAGCAUCUUCAAGAAAAUUUGCUAAAAUACUUUUAUAACAUUUAAAAUGUAUUAAUUACAAAAUAAGAUUUCAUCAAAAUACAAGCUUAUUUUGAUUCCUUA